Eublepharis macularius is the source of this 4549-nucleotide messenger RNA. RefSeq names its product coiled-coil domain containing 18 (gene CCDC18). The record is from RefSeq and is a predicted model, not a curated record. Lineage: Eukaryota; Metazoa; Chordata; Lepidosauria; Squamata; Eublepharidae. Bases 13 to 4314 code for a protein of 1433 amino acids. The transcript is spliced from 28 exons.
UGUAUAAUAUCUAUGGAAUCUAACUUAUCGGCAUGUCACGAUUACCAUGAGGAUGAAGAAAACUUGCUUGCGAGUGUUAUGGCAUUAAGGAACCAACUAAGGAAAACAGAGAGAAAUUUAGAAAACUUGGGAGAAGAGCUUUUCAGCUCUGAUUCAUAUGAUUAUUCAGACCAAAGCAUACAUGGAGGAGAACUUGAGGUUUUAACAAUGGAAGACCUUGUUUAUACUACUGAAUUACAAAAUUCUUCAGCUCAUAAUACUGCUAGCAGAACACCUCUACAUAAAAGAGAUUCUCGAAGGAAAUACAGGAACAAAUCUUAUUCAGUAUCUUUUGAUAAAAGCAUGGAAGAAGAAAAUGAACAACUAAGGGACAAAUUGAAUGUCGUCCGGGAACAAAAUACAUUAUUGACUUCCCAGAACUACCAGCUAAUGAAUGAAAUAGAGAGCAUAAACUUUGAAAUGAACCAGUCAAAAGCAAGAAUAUCUUUUCUUGAAUCUGCUUUGGGUACACACUCUGUUAGCAUUCCGAUGCUAGAAGACCAAAUAGAAAGCUUGGAAGCAGAAGUUCAAGCUCAAGAUAACGUUUUAAAAGAGACUGAAGACAAAUUAGCACAGAGCCAUAGCAUGGUAAUGGAAAAAGAAUUUACUUUGCAGAAGUUCAAGGAGGAAUAUAAAAAAAUGAAACAUGAUUUAAUUGAACGAAGCAAACAUGGGAAGAGAGCUGAACAGCAAAGAAACGAAGCUCUACAUAAUGCUGAGGAGCUAACAAGAACUUUUAAAAAAUACAAAGAGAAAAUAACUGAAAAACUAGAAAAGGUCCAGGAUGAAGAACAAAUUUUAGAAAGGAAGUUAAUGAACUGUGUAAAAGAAAAGGAAACAUUAAAGACACAGUGUGAUACCUAUAGAAACGAGCUUGAAAAUGCGAAAGAACAAGUGAGAAAAUUAGUUGAAGAGAAUUGUGUGGGAAAAGAGAGCCUAAAGUGCAUUGAAGCCAAAACCUCUGAGCUUCAAUCGCUUCUAACACAUUCCCAGGGAAAGAUCCUCAUGCUGGAAAGUAGACUUCAAGAGCAAAAUGCAGUAGUUGAAGCCAAACAUACACUAAUGAAAGAAAAUGCUGACUUAAAAGUUUUCAUUGCACAGCAAAAUGAUCAUCUGAAGUCAUGUCAUCAAGAAAUUGAGAAUUUAAAAACUGAAAAGAAUGUUUUAGAAAAUGUUGCUCUCCAGUCCUCCCAAAACUCCCCUAAAGAGUUUGAAUCAGAUUGUGACGAUCAUCAUUCUCAAGAAGCAUCAUGUACGGCUUUCUGUGAUACAAGUAGCUCCUUGAUAGAAGAGCUAAGACUAAAACUUCAAAUGAAAGAUGCAGAGAUUCAGAAACUCGUGGCCAAUAAGCUAGCUCAAGACUUCUUUGAUGGUAGUGAGGGACAAAAAUGCAGUGAAUUGCAUGGCUCAGAAGUUGAACCAGUAAAACUGACGGGAGAUCCAACAGUGAGAAAAUGCCAGCAAUCGGAACUGAUCAGUAAUAACUUUGAAAAGGAGAAGCAAAAAUUAAUUAGACGUCUAAAUGAGUUGCAUUCCAAGCUGGAAAAAUCUGAAAAAGAGAAUUCUUCUAUAAAGGCUGACAUGGCCCAGCGAACCAGUCAGUUUAAAGCAAUACAGGAAGAACUGUUGGAGAAAGCUGCAAAAUCUGCUAAUAUGGAACGAGUAGUAGCAAGGAAAUCCUCUAAGAUUUCAGCCCUUGAAAAACAGUUGGAAGAAAAGACAGUUGUAUACACAACUGCUGCUGCAAGAAAUACUGAGCUGGAACAAGACCUAGUGGAAGUACGUUCUCAGCUUCACAACUUGGAAAGAAACAUUGCUGAGGAACAUGAGCAGUUCAUUAGGACACUAGAAAAAACAAAGCUGGUUCAUCUUGAGCAACACAAAGAAAUGGAAAAUCAGAAUGAAUUACUUCAGAGUCAACUGGAAACCAAAAACCAGCAAUUCCUAGAGCAAGAGAAGACACUGUCCAUUUUACACCAAGAGAUUAUAUGUAAACAAUGUCAGCUUGAAUCACUGGACCGACAACUGCUAGAUAGCAAGGAGGCAAUGGAAAAGCAGAACGCCAAGAACAAUGAAGUUUUAAAGAUGUUACAGGGCCAGCUGACUGAGGAAACAGUAAAGGUCAGACAGUUACAGACAGCACUAGAUAUCUGUAAGGAAGAUCUAGCUUUAUAUUUGAGUAGGCUGGAAGAAAAUAAAGAGUCAUUUGAGAAGCAGUUGAAGAAGAAAUCUGAAGAGGUACAACGAUUGCAAAAAGAACUAAAGAUUAAAAAUGACAACUUUCAAGCGACUUGUGAACAAAAUCUCCUUCUACAGCAGACGCUGCAGCAGCAGCAGCAAAUGUUACAUCAGGAAACUAUUAGAAACGGAGAUUUAGAAGACAGCCAAGCUAGGCUCCAAAAACAGUUAUUAAAACUAGAGCAAGAGCUCCAGAAGCAAAAGGAAAAUUUAGAAGAGGAGUUAAGAAAAACAAAUGAGAAGCUCCAUUUAGCCUCUGAGGAAAACGAUUUGAAAAGACAAAAGGUGGCAGAACUUACCAGCACAAUCAGACAAAUCAAAAUGGAGAUGGAUCAGUGCAAAGAUGAGCUAAUAGACAUGGAGCAAGAAUUAGUGCACUUAAGAAGAGAUAGUCAUGCUAAAGCUAUGCAACUGGGCCAUUUGGAAAUGGUACUGGAACAGAGACAAUCAGAGCUGCGUAAAAAGACACAACAAGUGAAAAUAUUAGAAGAAAAAUUACUUCAGAGUGAGAUGCAGCAAAAGGAGGCUGUACAGAAAAGAGAUGCACUAGAGACUGACUUGGAAAAUGCCAACGAGGAACAAAAAACUACUUUGAGACAGCUAGAGGAACUUCAGGAAAUGCUGAAAAAAGCACAAAUGUCUCUGGAGGAAAAGUAUGCUGCUAUCCAGGAUUUGUCAGAGGAAUUAAGGGAAUGCAAGGAUGACAUUGAGGAUAAAAAACAAGAGCUUAUUGACAUGGACCAGGCACUGAAAGAAAGGAACUGGGAGUUGAAACAAAGAGCAGCUCAGGUUACACAGUUGGAUAUGACAAUUCGUGAACACAGGGGAGAGAUGGAACAAAAAAUCAUUAGAUUAGAAGGCAAUUUGGAGAAAGCUGAGUUGCAAAUCAGGGACUGUAAUAAACAGGUUGAGAGUUUGGAGAGUAAACUACAUAAGUCAAAUGAAGAACUUCAUCAGAAAGAUUUUGACAUACUCCAACAAGGUCAGGAAAUAAUUCAGCUUAAAAAAGAAAUUGAAAGAAAACAGCAAAGAAUAACAGAUAUUGAGAAAAUAGUGAAAGAACGGGAAAAGUGUAUUGCAGAUCAGCACAAAGAAGUACUGGAUUUAGGUCAGCAGUUGAGGCUGCAGCGUGAACAGAUGAAGUGCAUCCAUGUGGAGCUACUGGAGAGUCGCCGUCAGCUGGCACAAGCUCAGAGAGAAGCAGAUAGACUCUCUCAUGAACUAGAAGAAAUGAAUCAUCUCUCUCAUGAAAAAGAAGCUCGUGCAAAUUAUUUGGCAGAAGAGCUGGGGGCAGCUCAGGCCCGGGAAGCUCAGUUAGAAGCAAGAAUGCAGUCAGAGGCUAAGAGGCUCUCAGCAGAAAUACGUUCACUAAAGGAGUCGUAUAAAUCAGAGAAACAUGUACAUGAAACAGAGCGGACAAAAUGGCAGCAGUCUACAGAGUCUCAGGUGUCUAAAUCUCAUCAUCUUAAUGGACAACUGAAGCAGCUGGAGCUGGAGCUAGAAGAUGCCCAAGGCACUGUCUGUAAUCUACAACAGCAACUGGAGUCCCGAAAUGUGUUGGUUCAAGCAGCAAAUGAAGCCCUUCUACUCAAAGAAUCUGAAGUUACCCGACUACAGACUAGAAUUGCAGGUCAUGAAAGAACAGAAGGCAUCAAACAGUUAUCAGUCCUACAGGAGAUAUACCCUCAUCUGUGGUCUGAUGACAAAGAACUGAACCUUGCCAAGCAUUCUGAGAUCUCCUACACUAAACACAGAAAAUUGUGUCAUUCUACAAGUGCUAGUGAUGUAAAUGUAAAAGAUGGUGGGGAUUCAUUACACCUUAAAGAGAUACCUGUAUUGGAUUCUUCAGUGACUUGUAACAACCAAAAAGAUACAACUCUUGCUUCACAAAAAAGUCUGGGUGAAUCCUCAUUUGAUCCCUUGACAUAUACUGUAGAUGAAGAUGUGACUUGCGAUGGUAAUGACUUCCACACUCUUAGUGGGAUGCUAAAAUAUAUCAACAAAGAGAUGAAGAAGUCUGAAAACUCCUGCCUAUAAUUUUCAUCUAAUGCAAAGGAAGAUCAAGGAUAAAGCUUUGAAGAGACACCCUCAGACAAGCAGUCAACCACCAAUGAAAUUUGUUGGCACAGCAUUAUGUUCAUGAGAACAUUUUAAUAGAUAUUUUGUAUAUAGUUAACAUACCAACGACUGACUUAUAAUCCUCUCUUUACAAUUCUAUUUUUAUUAGUAUUGUUUUAAAGUAAUAAAGAUUGUUUUUUACAUUUGUUAUAAA